CAAUUGUAAAACUCGGCUAGUUUCGGUGCCGCCCUCCUCCCAGCCCGGUAUAAAUACUGUGACGCAACGUUUCCAACAACAAACGCUCCUAACACUCUUGCACAGACACACAGAGAAAGCAUUCAAAGCACAGGACUGCUGUCAGGCUUUUCCUCACCGGGAUUCAGUUUGGACUUGCAAACAUGAUUCCAGAGGAGAGCUUUGCGUCCAUCGAGAACAGGAUGCAGUCUGUGGGUCUGGCUCUGGAGGAGUUGCUAGUGACGGCUCAGAAACAAGACUGCCUGACCGUUGGCAUUUAUGAAUCAGCUAAACUCCUUAACGCAGACCCGGACAGCGUGGUUUUGUGUGUUCUGGCAACCGAUGAUGCAGACGAUGUGGCGCUGCAGAUCCACUUCACCCUGCUGCAGUCCUUCUGCUGCGACAGUGGCAUUACCAUCCUGAGAGUCUCAGGAGUUCAGCGGCUCCAUCAGCUGCUGGGUGCCAUGGAUGCCAACAGAAACCAGGAAGAGAACGGAGACCUCCACUGCAUGCUGGUUACGAACCCCCAGGCCGACCACUGCAGGCUACAAGAGGUGGGAACCUAUUGCCAGGAGAGUCGACGCCUUGACCAGUGGGUGCCUGAACUGGUCCUGCAGGAACGCUGAAGGGUCCGGCACCAGCAUGCACCAACAAACACAGGAGCUUUCUGGGUUCUGAUGAACUGAAGGGUCCGUUGUUGCUCAUGCAGGGAUGUCCUGGAGCGGACUGGGACGGGCUGUCCUGACUGAUGACAUGCAGGAACCAAGGACCUCCUCUCAGUAUCAGAGUGGAGAACGGUUUACAAAAUCUGCUUUGUGCACAAAGACACAGACAGAAAGGCAGAUUCACAUCCAGGUCACAUUGUUUUUACAUUGUCAGCUUCUAUUUUGUGCUUCUGUUUGAUGUUUAUGGGGUGUGACAGUCAAUACCAGGAGUAGCAGCAUCGACAGAAAGUGUCCACACCCCGACUUAUACCUGGAAGACCUGUGUGUUUGGACUGGACUGGACAGGAAUGCUGUAAUGAAACUAUGCCCAACAUUCCUGUGUUUUCUGUCACGGGAGAGUCCUUGGAGAAAAGGCGUGUAUGAAUGUGUGGUAUGCGUGGUACAAUACUUGUGUCUUUCUUUAGAUAAGACUGGGCGGGCGGCGUGUGCGUUCUUGAAAUGAACAGCUGAACCUGCGGAAGAAUCAUCACCAUGGAAACUGAAAUGGAAAUGAUGUUCUAGUUAAAGUUGCACAGGAUGUAUUGACAUUUCAGGACAAAAAAAUCUAAAGAGAGGGGGUGCAAAGGACGUGAUGUUUUUGGUCAGAGGAUGAUAAAGAAUGAGCAGAAUAAUGAACUGUGUGUGAUCUGAUGGAAAAUGUCGGCUGUAAAUUCUAAUCGUGCAAAAGAAACCACAGUCAGUAUCUUUGUGCCUUCAGGAGUGCUGCUUUUUUGAUCAAAUGCUGUUAAAAUGAUUU
Plectropomus leopardus (leopard coralgrouper) is the source of this 1479-nucleotide messenger RNA. Its product is annotated as growth arrest and DNA damage-inducible protein GADD45 beta-like. Lineage: Eukaryota; Metazoa; Chordata; Actinopteri; Perciformes; Serranidae. Gene Ontology annotation, biological process: regulation of cell cycle. The record is from RefSeq and is a predicted model, not a curated record. Gene Ontology annotation, cellular component: nucleus; cytoplasm.